This is a messenger RNA of Rotaria sp. Silwood1, 3048 nucleotides long. NCBI's taxonomy places the organism in Eukaryota, Metazoa, Rotifera, Eurotatoria, Philodinida, Philodinidae. The record is from the annotation of a GenBank genome assembly.
AUGAGUAAAUCAUCUGAAGUAUCUACAAAGAAAGUUGCUUGUUUCGAACCACGAGAACAAGCAAUGGAUACGCAAAAAAAAAAUGGUACAGAUGAUCUGGAUAAAUUGGCUCCAGAAGAUAUGACAUCAAAAGAAUAUUAUCUUGAUUCAUCAGCUCAUUUUGCUGUUCAUGAAGAAUUAUUAAAAGAUGAAAUUCGUACAAAAACAUUUCGUAAUGCAAUUAUUAAUAAUCGACAUUUAUUUAAAGAUAAAAUAGUAUUAGAUAUUGGUUGUGGUGUUGGAAUAUUUAGUUUAUUUGCUGCUAAAGCCGGUGCAAAAAUGGUUAUUGCUGUGGAAAAAUCGAAUGUAAUUGAAUAUGCAAAAAAAAUUAUUCGUGCAAAUCGUUAUGAUAAAGUCAUCAAAGUUAUUAAAGGUAAAAUAGAAGAUAUUGAAUUACCUGAAGGUAUUCAACAAGUUGAUGUUAUCAUUGCUGAAUGGAUGGGUUAUUCAUUAUUUUAUGAUUCAAUUAUUCAAAGUGUUAUUUAUGCAAGAGAUAAAUAUCUUAAACCUGGUGGUGUUAUUUUUCCGGAUCGUGCAACAAUGUAUCUGGUUGGUAUUGAAGAUCGAGAUUAUAAAGAAGAUAAAGUAGAAUGGUGGUCAAAUGUUUAUGGUUAUAAUAUGAGUUGUUUAAAGAAUUAUGUCAUGCGCGAACCACUAGUCGAUACAGUUGAUAAACGUCAAAUUUGUACAGAUCAUUUUCCACUUAAAACAAUUGAUCUGAAAACAAUGACUAUUGAUGAUAUUAAUAUCGAUUCAAAAUUUCGACUUACUGCCUUACGCGAUGAUUAUGUUCAUGCAUUUGUUACUUACUUUGUCGCAGAAUUUACCGCAUGUUCACAAAGAACAGUAAUUAAUACUGCACCUGGUGCCGGUUAUACGCAUUGGAAACAGACAGUUUUCUAUUUUCCUGAUUACGCAACAAUAAAACAUGAUGAAGCUUUAGAAGGAACAUAUUAUUGCAAAGUUAAUCUUGAAAAUACGAAAAAACUUGAAUUUGGUAUUGAUUUUCAAUUUAAUGGUCAACUAUCAUCUUUAGAAAUAUCUCUUCUUCUUGCUGCCGAAGAAAAAUUUAAGAUUGUAUGUUACUUUGCAAAUUGGGCUGUAAAACGUCCCGGUGGAGGUUCAAUGACUCCUGAAGAUAUUGAUCCUUGUUUGUGUACACAUGUUAUAUAUGCUUUUUCUGAAAUGGAUAAUAAUCAAUUAACACCAAUGGAAAAACAUGAUCUAAAAGAUGGAAAUCAACCAGGCUUUUUUGAACGAUUUAAUGCUUGGAAAAGUGUUAAUAAAAAUUUAAAAACUUUACUUGCUGUUGGUGGUUGGGAUAUGGGCAUGAAAGAUUUUGCAGGUAUUGUUAAAUCGGAAAAGACAAUGAAAAAAUUUGCUGACUCAGCUGUAAAAUAUUUACGUAAACAUAAAUUUGAUGGUCUUGAUCUUGAUUUUGAAUAUCCUGGUGUUGAUUGGAGAGAUAGUCCAAAAGAAGAUAAACAAAGAUUUACAAAAAUGUGUGAAGUUUUAUAUACAACAUUUGAAAAAGAAGCAGAAACAACUGGUAAUGAACGUCUUCUUCUAACUGCUGCUGUAGCAGCUGCAAAAGUUAAUAUUGAUAAAGCAUAUGAAGUUGAUAAACUUGUUCCAGUAAUUGAUUGGUUUAAUUUAAUGACUUAUGAUUUUCAUGGAUCAUGGGAUCAAAAUCGUGCACAUCAUUCAUCACUUAAUAGUAAAGAUGAUGAAAAAGAUGAUACAAUGUAUACUGAUUUUGCUGUAAAAUAUUUUCAAAAAUUGGGUAUGCCAACCAAUAAAAUGAUGUUAGGUGUAGGAACAUAUGGACGUGGUGAUACACCAGCUAUGCCUUAUACAGGAUUCAAAGGCGAAAGUGGUUUUGUUGCAUAUUAUGAAAGUUGUAUUCAAAUUGUUUGUGAAAAAAUGAAAGAAACAUGGGAUGCAAAACAACUUGUUCCAUAUAUAGCUGGACCAUAUAAUCAACCGAAAGCUGGUGUAGAAAAUGUUCGAAGUAUGAAAUAUAAAGCAAAUUAUAUUAAAAAAAAUAAUUUGGGUGGAGCUAUGAUUUGGACACUUGAUAUGGAUGAUUUUCGUGGACAAUUUUGUUGUCAAGGAAAAUUUCCUUUAAUAAAAACAAUUAAAGCUGUUUUACAUGGACAACUUAAAUUAUUACCAAAAGAAAAAAUUUGUUCAACAUGUCCAACAAAAGAAUAUAAAAAUUUUAAACCUGAAACUCAACCACAAACAACAGAAAAAACAACAAAAAAACCAAAGAAAUCAAAACGUGAUGCAGAUACACCAUCACCACAAGAUGUAUGUGAAGAAUUAAAAGAUGGUCAAUGGCCUGAUCCAUCAGAUUGCAAGAGUUAUUAUUUAUGCCGUGGUGUAGGCUCUCAGUGGGGUGAACAAAAACGUGAAGUGUGCUAUACUGGUGCUUAUUUUGAUCCAAAUGAAAAAACAUGUAAAUGGGUUGGCAUGGAUAAACUUAAUUGUGAAGAACUUGUCGAAGGUUAUGAAAAUCCUGUAGCUGGUGUUACACGAUCAACUGAUGAACCAGAAGAUGAUGAUGAUGGUGCAGAUGAUGAUGAUACAUCAACUGAUGCAGGUGCCUCAUCAAAAAAGAAAAAAACUAAAGCACCAUCAACUAAAUCAAUAUCCAUAUUAAGUCGAACAACAUCGGAAUUUGAAACAUGUGCAGCAGAAAAACCAGUUGAAUUCGAUCCUGUACAAGGUAUGCUAUGUUACUCUUGCGAAAGAAAACUACUACAAUUCAGUCGUGGUUGUUCAAUGCCUCCACCAUCGACAGGCAAUCUCACUCAACAAGCACAAUGUCUGUCAAGCAAAGCAGAAGGCAAGACAAUAUGCGUGAAAUAUUGCCAAACCAGUCUUUGCAACAAUCAGGACAUAAGCGAUGGCGCUUUGGCCGUUACAGUCAGACGAAUAACACACGUCGUCUAUUACCUAUUAGCUUUAUUAAUAAUUGUCAUAUCAACAGAUCAUCAUUAUUAA